CUCUCGCCGUCGCAGACGGAAAUGAAGUAUCAAGGGUAGUAGAGGCGGAAGUGACGCGUCGAGGGAAAAAAAGAAAGAGGUCCAGCUUUGGGAGAAUGUCUGGAGGUUUCUUCGGAGCUGAGGCUGCUCCGCUUCCUCCGGGCUUCCUGAAGCGGAUUCUGGUGACCGGCGGCGCGGGUUUCAUCGCAUCUCAUGUGGUGGUUUCCCUUGUAGAAAAGUAUCCAAACUAUAUGAUUAUUAAUCUGGACAAGCUGGGCUAUUGUGCAAGUUUAAAAAAUCUUGAAAAGGUUUCUGAGAAACAGAACUACAAGUUUGUCCAGGGGGAUAUCUGUGAACCCAAUUUCGUAAAAGAAUUGUUUGAGACUGAGAAAAUUGAUAUAGUGCUACAUUUUGCAGCACAAACACAUGUGGAUCUUUCUUUUUGGCAUAAGCUUGAAUUCAACUAUGUCAAUGUUUAUGGAACUUACGUUCUGGUUGGUGCUGCUUAUGAGGCUAAUGUGGAGAAGUUCAUGUAUGUUAGUACUGAUGAAGUUUAUGGGGGAAGCUGUGACAAGGAAUUUGAUGAAUCUUCACCUAAGCAACCGACAAAUCCUUAUGCAACAUCUAAGGCAGCGGCUGAAUGCUUUGUCCAGUCGUAUUGGGAAAGAUACCAGGAAUAUCUGUUUAGCUCCUGGCUCCAAUGCCCAGCCUUUAAGAUAAGUGAAAGGUGUCGGAGUGUCCUUUUGUUGCUGCUUCAUAUUUCAAGCAUGGAAUUCUUUCCAAUAGAACCUAAUAGAGCAGCACUGGUGCUGGGCCUGGUGGCCUCUUAUUACACUCUUGAGUUUCCAGUGGUUAUCACACGGAGCAGCAACGUUUAUGGACCCCAUCAGUUUCCAGAAAAAGUUAUUCCAAAGUUUAUUUCUCUCUUGCAGCAAAACAGAAAAUGUUGUAUUCACGGCUCAGGACUUCAGAGAAGAAAUUUUCUUUAUGCCAGUGAUGUAGCAGAAGCAUUUCUUACUGUUAUGAAGAAGGGACAGCCUGGGGAAAUCUACAACAUUGGGACCGAUUUUGAGAUGUCUAUUACACAGCUUGCAAAAGAAUUAAUCCAUCUAAUUAAAAAUACCAGAUCAGAAGCUGAGACAGAAUGUUGGAUGGAUUAUGUUAAAGACAGGCCAACAAAUGACUUGGGAUACCCAAUGAACUCUGGAAAAAUGCACAGCUUGGGCUGGAGACCUAAAGUACCUUGGAAAGAAGGAAUAAAGAAAACCAUUGAAUGGUAUCAAGAGAACUUCCACAAUUGGAAGAAUGCAGACAAAGCUUUGGAGCCUUUUCCUGUCGCUGAAGAGUCUGUAUGAUCUGGUCUGCAGCAAAUUUGCAAAGAACGAAAUGAAGAACACAUUCUACCUCAAGAUCAGCACAUUAGUUAAGAACUGUGCUCAAGCAGCAAAAAAGGAGUUGUCGAUACUUGACAUUUUAUGAAUACAGAAUAGAAAAGAAUUUUUAGAACCUUUUGGGGCCUAAUUUCAUUUAAAUCAAUAUUCCAGUGCAAUACUGAAACUUUAAUUUUAAAAAUAAAUGAAAUUGAAGCCAUUUUUAAAUUAAAUAUGCACUUUUAAUACAGCAAUUUUGUAUUUAAUGUUUAAUAUAUUGUUUUAACAGUGUUAAACGUUUAACAGCAUAGGCAACAGUUUUUAGUUAAGGUGCAUUUUCUGCUUUUGUUGUCGCAUCCUGCCUUCCCAGAAGUCUCUGCUUGAUUAUCUGUUUGUUUGUUUUUAAAUAUUGUCUUAUCAUGUAAUCUUAAUUUUAAUGAUCUGAAGAGGGAAUCUGUCUCCCACUGCUCCACAGAAAUCAUGCCAUGAUUUGUGGACAACCAAAGACUUCUGAACUGAAGAAUACAGAAUGGAAAAGUGA
This is a messenger RNA of Rhineura floridana, 1890 nucleotides long. It is a transcript of the gene TGDS, whose product is annotated as TDP-glucose 4,6-dehydratase. The record is from RefSeq and is a predicted model, not a curated record. Gene Ontology annotation, molecular function: dTDP-glucose 4,6-dehydratase activity. Bases 96 to 1334 code for a protein of 412 amino acids. Gene Ontology annotation, biological process: nucleotide-sugar metabolic process. The transcript has 13 exons. Lineage: Eukaryota; Metazoa; Chordata; Lepidosauria; Squamata; Rhineuridae.